CAAUUCAUGGUAGAGUAUGUAGCUGAGUGAAAAAGUGCUUUUCAAAAUUGUAAUUUGUUGUUGCGUGUGAACAUUCUCAAAGCUUGCUUGUUUUGUUUUGGCGAAAAAUAUAUAUGAACAUAUAUUUUUUUUGUUUCCGUCCAGUUGUUGCACGGGGGACUUUUGAUAGCGACGGACACCGGGAGGCGCACAUGUUUGCCGGCAAAAAGUAAGGAAGAAGUCGUCUCUCGACGCUAACUGUGUUUUGAGGCUUUUAAUUUCGCCUUGUACCGAUGGUGAACUUAGUUAGAGCUAUUGUUGUGAUGUUUGAGGCCUCGUUUGUUAAGUUUGGUUGGAGGGAAAUCUGACUUUGUCAAACUUUGUGAAGUUAACGUUCUCCUUCCUCUUUGUCACGUGGUUUUGUCGCCGGAAGCAGAGACUGCUGACUUGUGUGCGUCAAUUGACUGUCCUCCUUGCCACUUUUGUUCCAUUCAUAGGAAAAAUAAAUUUGCAGAAGUGGAGUGUUGAAGUUUUUCGUCAAAGCAAAUCAUUCAGAGCGUGCUACACCCCGUCCCCUGGCAUGUGUGAUUUCAUUGGCUGUUACAAGACGGUCAACAUGUUUGCUCGCUCCCUUGUUGGAAGAAUUAUUUUCUUUACUUGCUUAUGCGGGUUAAUCGCCAAGGGAGUGUCAGGAUGCCGACCAGUGUCAGUCGACUGCGAAGACAUUAAGACAAAGGACGGCUUCAAGUACGACUUUGAUUGUAAUUGUGGAUUGGGCACCACAUGCGAAAUAGAAGUAAAGAAUGAGACGGAAUACCUCAUCGGGUACGCGAAUUGCAGCCAACAGGACUGCAGGCUGCUUGGCAGAGACGAAGAGGUUGUUGUUGGAAUCGACCGUAACAACACUGUGCUCACAACUUGCCUGAGCAUACAAGUCGACUGCGUGGAUGCCAACCUCUGUUUGAACUACACAGCUGUUGGUAAUGACAUUAGUGACCCAGGGAUCAACACAAAGAUCAGCUCGACAGCCAUCGCAGGCAUUGACAUUAGUGAACCAGGGAACAACACAAAGAUCAGCUCGACAGACAUCGCAGUCAUUGCGGUGUCCGUGGUGAUGACCGUGGGGGUGUUGUUGUUGUUGGUGGUGGUGUUGGGGUGCCUUUAUCGCAAAUGGAAGAAAGCCAGGUGACAUGAGGCUCUUUAAAUUUCUCCUCCCACUUUACUGUCAAGAUGUUUUCUAGUAAUGUGUUUUUUCUGUAUGGCAGAACGAGUGAUGCAACAUUUCCUGAAU
Molecule: messenger RNA, 1270 nt
Organism: Nerophis lumbriciformis (worm pipefish)
Lineage: Eukaryota; Metazoa; Chordata; Actinopteri; Syngnathiformes; Syngnathidae
Source: RefSeq, a predicted model, not a curated record